AUGAGCUGCUACUAUGGCAACUACUAUGGUGGGCUGGGCUAUGGCUAUGGUGGCCUAGGCUGUGGCUAUGGCUGUGGCUAUGGUGGCUGUGGCUAUGGUGGCCUAGGCUGUGGCUAUGGUGGCUAUGGUUAUGGAUGCUGCCGCCCACUCUGCUAUAGAAGAUGUUGGUCCUAUGGCUUCUACUGA
This is a messenger RNA of Marmota flaviventris (yellow-bellied marmot), 186 nucleotides long. Lineage: Eukaryota; Metazoa; Chordata; Mammalia; Rodentia; Sciuridae. The record is from RefSeq and is a predicted model, not a curated record.